CGCCGAACACCAACGCCAUCUAACUUUGAUCCGACCAAAAUAUUACACUUACAACCAAAUCGAUCAAACCCAGUUAAACCCUCUUCUUCCUUCCACCAAUCCCACCAUGGAAACCGGAUUCUUCAGCUCCUCAAUCCUAACCCAAGACGAGCUCAAGAAAAUCGCGGCCUACAAGGCCGUGGAUCAGCACGUCGAGUCCGGCAUGAUCCUCGGCCUCGGCUCCGGCUCCACCGUCAAGCACGCCGUCGACCGCAUCGGCGAGCUUCUCCAACUCGGAAAGCUCCACAACAUCAUCGGAAUCACCACCUCCCAAAACACCCACCAACAAGCCCUCUCUCUCGGCAUCCCUCUCUCCGACCUCGACGUCCACCCCGUCCUCGACCUCGCCAUCGACGGCGCCGACGAGGUCGACCCUCACCUCAACCUCGUCAAGGGCCGCUGUGGGUCCCUCUUAAGAGAGAAAAUGGUCGAGGGCGCGUGUAAGAAGUUCGUCGUCAUUGUCGACGAGUCAAAGCUCGUUGACCACCUUGGGGGGUCCGGGAUGGCCAUGCCAGUGGAGGUUGUGCCGUUCUGCUGGAAGUUCACGGCCAAAAUGCUGCAGGAUUUGUUUAGGGAAUCCGGUUGCGUUGCGAAGCUGAAAUGUGAGGAGGAGAGCGGGGAGGCGUUUGUGACUGAUAAUGGGAACUACAUUGUGGAUUUGUACUUCAAGAAGGAUAUUGGGGACUUGAGGGCUGCUAGUGAGGCCGUUUUGCGGCUCGCCGGAGUUGUGGAGCAUGGGAUGUUUCUAGAUAUGGCCACUACUGUGAUCGUGGCGAGGGAGCUUGGGAUAACGGUGAAGCACAAGUAGUUGUUCAGAUGAGUAAUGUACCCUAUCUAUCUGACUUGUUAGAUAUAAGUGCAAUUUUAGCUAUUAUGAUCAAGUUUUAGGGAGUGACAUUUUGUGUGUUGUAGCUGUUCUAGUGUUUUUGUG
Molecule: messenger RNA, 970 nt
Organism: Fragaria vesca subsp. vesca
Lineage: Eukaryota; Viridiplantae; Streptophyta; Magnoliopsida; Rosales; Rosaceae
Product: probable ribose-5-phosphate isomerase-like
Exons: 1
Coding region: 107-847 (246 amino acids)
Biological process (GO): pentose-phosphate shunt, non-oxidative branch
Molecular function (GO): ribose-5-phosphate isomerase activity
Source: RefSeq, a predicted model, not a curated record